Molecule: messenger RNA, 1200 nt
Organism: Orbilia oligospora ATCC 24927
Lineage: Eukaryota; Fungi; Ascomycota; Orbiliomycetes; Orbiliales; Orbiliaceae
Exons: 2
Coding region: 1-1200 (399 amino acids)
Biological process (GO): pyrimidine nucleotide import into mitochondrion
Cellular component (GO): mitochondrion
Molecular function (GO): pyrimidine nucleotide transmembrane transporter activity
Source: RefSeq, a predicted model, not a curated record
AUGGAACGUUCAACAGAUGCAUGUCUGCCGUUUUCUGAAGGACAUAGUUCCGUUCUGUCCCGUGACCAGGCUGGUAGCGGCCCAGAGUCUGAGAAGUACUGGUCCCAGCCGACCGACCGGUCUGAAAAUGAGAGCCUCCCACCCGUUCUCCCAAAAGGCCCUUCAAGCUUUCAUCUUACACCUGCUUUCAUCCACGCCUUUUCUGGUGCUACAGCCGGGUUCGCCUCGGGCAUCGUGACAUGCCCUCUUGACGUCAUCAAGACCAAACUUCAGGCCCAAGGGGGUUUUGCACCUGUCCCCGCUCCUGCAGGCGGUAGAGCAGCGGGUGCUUUAAACCUCCACACAGCUCCUUCGGCAAAUUACAGGGGUUUGGUGGGGACGGCAAGGAUCAUUUGGAGAGAAGAUGGAUUCAUUGGGUUCUAUAGAGGUCUAGGGCCUAUCAUUCUGGGCUACCUCCCAACUUGGGCUGUAUAUUUCACUGUCUAUGAGAAAGCCAAGAAGGUCCUCAAAGUAGAAGAGAGCAAAAGCCCCUGGCUCACGCACAUAGUGUCUGCAAUGAUUGCUGGAGGUUGCUCUACCAUCUGCACAAAUCCAAUAUGGGUUAUAAAGACCCGCCUUAUGUCACAGGCUCAUCAAAAUACCACGACGCACCAAGCUCCCUGGCAAUACAAAUCUACUCUAGAUGCUGCGAAAACUAUGUACAAAGUCGAAGGCAUUAGAGCAUUUUAUUCAGGCCUAGCGCCAGCCCUGCUCGGAUUGAGUCACGUCGCCGUCCAGUUUCCCCUGUAUGAAGAAUUCAAAAGAAUGUUCCGAGAGUCCGAAGCUUGGAAUAGUGAGAAGGGCGAGUUUUAUAAUCUAACCGGGAUCCUUGCUGCAAGUAUUCUUAGCAAGAUCUGUGCUAGUUCCGCCACCUACCCUCACGAAGUUAUCCGAACUCGCAUGCAAACUCAGCGUCGCGUUAACGGCGAGGGCAAGUUGUCUAGAGAACCGUUUGUCCCACGGUAUCAGGGAGUUGUACAUGCGGUCAAAACGGUCUAUAGGGAAGAAGGUUGGAGGGCCUUUUAUGCUGGAAUGGGUACCAACAUGGUUCGGGCUGUUCCUGCCUCCGCUAUGACCUUACUAACCUACGAAUUCAUGGUAAAGGAAAUGUUGUUUGGGCCUUCGGAACGGAGUGGCAGACGAAGCGAAGAUAAGGCGUAA